Vicia faba (fava bean) is the source of this 1437-nucleotide messenger RNA. The record is from the annotation of a GenBank genome assembly. Lineage: Eukaryota; Viridiplantae; Streptophyta; Magnoliopsida; Fabales; Fabaceae.
AUGUUAUCUGGAACUAAACAACUGGUUAAGGAUAUUAUGAUGGCAAUAAAAGAUGGCGUCGAACCAAUCCCUAUUCAGAGUGGAUUAGGAGGGGCAUAUUAUUUUAGAAACAUUUAUGGUGAAAACAUCGCAAUUGUUAAACCAACUGAUGAAGAACCUUAUGCACCAAACAAUCCGAAAGGUUUUGUCGGUAAAGCUCUCGGACAACCUGGAUUGAAAAGGUCGGUGAGGGUUGGAGAGACGGGAUUCAGAGAAGUUGCAGCUUACCUUCUUGACCAUGAUCAUUUUGCGAAUGUGCCUUCUACUGCACUUGUGAAGGUUACACACGGUAUUUUUAAUGUUAACGACAUGGUCAAUGGUAAUAUGCAUCUUAACAAGAAGCAAAUAAGCAAGAUUGCAUCACUCCAACAUUACAUUCCUCAUGAUUUUGAUGCUAGUGAUCAUGGAACUUCUAGUUUUCCCGUUGCUUCUGUUCAUAGGAUCGGAAUUUUAGAUGUGCGCAUCUUAAAUACAGACAGACAUGCAGGAAAUCUUCUCGUCAAGAAGCUUGAUGAGCUUGGAAGGUUUGACCGGGUCGAGCUUUUUCCUAUCGAUCAUGGUCUUUGUCUACCUGAACAUCUGGAAGAUCCUUAUUUUGAAUGGAUCCAUUGGCCUCAAGCUUCAAUCCCUUUCUCUGAUGAUGAGCUGAAGUACAUAUCUCGUCUAGACCCAUUUCGUGAUUCAGAAAUGCUUAGAAUGGAGCUUCCAAUGAUUCGAGAAGCAUGCUUACGGGUUUUGGUUCUUUGUACUUUGUUCCUCAAAGAAGCAGCAGCCUUUGGUCUUUGUCUAGCUGAGAUCGGCGAUAUGAUGAGUAGAGAAUUUAACUGUCAUGUUGAAGAACCUAGUGAGCUUGAGCUAAUAUGUAUUGAGGCAAAGAAGCUAUUAGAUCAUGAAGAUUUAUCAUCUUUUGAAAGAAAAGUAGGAGACAAAGAUGCGACCCCUUUUCAGUUAGAUUGCGAGGAUCCGGAUCCGGAUUCUGAUUUUGUGUUAAAUCUAGAAGAGAAACCAACAGUGUCAUCAUCAUCUCAAUUCCGAAUGAGAAAUGGAAACGGUAGAAUUAAACUUUCUAAACUAGAAGAGAGUGUAAUGGAGGAGGAAGAAGGCAAUAUUUCAAAGCUAUCUGUGUUAGUGAAAAACGCGGCUAUCAAUGAAAAAAGUUGUCAGUUCUCAUGUGUGAAACAAAGAAGUGGCUCUUCGGUUGCGAGUUCUUCUGGAGAUAACAGUGUGAAUGAUUUGGUGACAGGUUCAAGUUUUGUGAAGUUGACAGAUAUGGAUGAAGAGAAGUGGAACCAGUUUCUUGAGAAUUUUCAAAGUUUAUUAAUCCCAGCUUUUGUUAACUGUAAAGAAAAGAAUAUGAAGAGGCAGAGACAGAGACUUGGAACCUCGUGCAAAAUUUAG